UUAGUCGAACGGGGGCGCUCACUCAAGGGAGAUGUGCUGACUUGUGCUCGAGUAUAGGCUGUAUUUCGCUCAUCCAGCACACCCGAGGACAUUACAUUCAUUGCCUCUAAGAUCCAGUGAACUAAAUCAGGUGUCAUACGUUUACUAUCGAAUAAACAAGACCAACGAGCACUGAAGCUAUAUAAUACUUUAUUGGCGCGCCUAGAUUCUGCAGCGUCAAGUAGCUAAAACAUAACAUUUCGUCAGGAAAUUCAUCGGCUCGAAACAGAAUAAUAACCAUGUCACUGUAUCCAUCUCUAGAAGACAUGAAGGUGGAUAAGUUCAUGAAGGCUCAGAACACCCCUACUGCGAGCCCAAUAAAGGCUUUACCUCCUCCAGAACCUGAGCCUUACUAUGAUGCAAAAUCUGAAGAGCAAGCUACUUCUAACAGAUUGUACCCUGAGCUGAAUGAGUUUAUGGGUCUAAAUCUCAGUGCAGAAGCUCAACAAAGUCUUUCCUAUUCAGUUCCAGACCAGACCAGUGGGGUUCUUAGUGUCUGCACAUAUGGAAUGAGCUGGGUGGCAGCCCCCAUAACAGGAAGUGACCUAGGGGUGAAGCGGGCAGAGAUUCGACAGGGUGUUCGGGAGGUGGUGCUGUGCAAAGACAUGGAUGGGAAGAUUGGCCUCCGCCUCAAAGUCAUAGAUAAUGGUGUGUUUGUGCAAUUAGUGCAGGCUAACACUCCUGCAGCACUGGCAGGGCUGCGCUUUGGUGAUCAGAUUCUGCAGAUCAAUGGCCAAUCAUGUGCCGGCUGGAGUAGUGAUAAUGCACAUAAGGAGCUUAAGAAUGCCAACCCAGAGAAGAUCAUUUUGGCUGUGCGAGACAGGCCAUUGGAGCGAACUGUUACUCUUCACAAGGACAUGAACGGGCAGCUCGGUUUUCUUUUUAAAAAGGGCCGAAUCACCUCAAUAGUAAAAGACAGCUCAGCUGCACGUAACGGCCUCCUUACUGAUCAUCAGAUCUGUGAGAUCAAUGGUCAGAAUAUAAUCGGACUGAAGGACUCCCAAAUCACAGACAUCCUUAAUUCCAGCGGAGGAGUUGUCACGGUAACUGUGAUGCCAGUGGUCAUCUUUGAACACAUGAUGAAAAGGAUGUCCAGCAGUAUUGUAAAGUCACUAAUGGACCAUUCUAUUCCUGAGGUGUGAGAUCGUUUGGAUCAAACUGUACAGCUGAGGAUGAUUUGGCCAUGUUUUUGGAGGGCUCACAUUUUGUUUGGAGCACAAGUUCAGUUGUGUGUCCACAAUCAUGUGAUUUUAUGUAUGUUUAUGUACGUUUAAGAGGUUAUUGUUGGGCAAAGAAAGACAAAGCAAGGAGAACACAAGAGAUAUUUGUUUCAGUUUUUCCUUUAUAUGUAUUGUACCCAAAAUUGACAAGUUCUGUAUUCAUUUACUUACCUUUAUGUUGUUCCAACCCCAUAUGCGUUUCUGACAUAUAACACAAAAGAAAAUGUUAGGCCAUAUGCAAAAUGUUCACACUGCUCUUUUCCUUACACUGAAAGUGGGGUCGGAUGCUUUUGAACCUAAAAAGUACAGCAUAUUAUUCAACUUACUGUCCUAUAUUCUAACUCAUAUGAAGGCAAAUAUAAUGUGGAACACAUUGGAAUGUAAGUCAUUAUUUACUGAUUAAAUUCACUUAUCCUCUCCUCUGCCAUAGCUGUCAAAUGUCAUUCACACUUUUGCAUAUUAAAACUGGUUCAUCACGAUCAAUCAUAACACACGCAACAACCUAUGCAGUUUGGCAUCAUUAUGUUGGUGUGACUUGUCUUCACACUUCUUAAUUAUAUAUACAUGAAUUCAAAUAGGGAGCUGCAGUGGAGAAGAUUUUCAGCAAAUAACAACUUAAACAUCAGUAUUUUUCCCUAUACAAAGCUAUUGUAUAGCUUCAGAAGACUUACAGCACACAAGUCAUAUGGUUUAUUUUUAGGACAUAUUCAUAGUGCUUUUUUGAAGUACUCUGUCCCCAUUCAUGUUCUCAUUUUAGUGUGAAUAUUCUGCAUCUCCUUAGGUUUAGAAUAAGGUUUGGAACAACAUAAAGAUGAGUAAAUGUUGACAGAUUUUCAUUGUUGGGUGAUGCCUUUAAUUCAUCUCCUUCAUCUUUAGAUAUUUUUGUUAAGCCUGAAGCUUAUUUCAAUUUCUUGUAACAUAAUAUCACACAAAAAGCAUUCUGAAUUAUCAUCAACAUGCAUUGCAGCAUGCUGAUGCAGUAAAUCAGUCAUAAUAAUAAUGCUGUUAAAAUUACAUUCUAAAAGCCAUUUUU
Messenger RNA from Cyprinus carpio (common carp), 2292 nucleotides. Its product is annotated as syndecan binding protein (syntenin). Lineage: Eukaryota; Metazoa; Chordata; Actinopteri; Cypriniformes; Cyprinidae. Gene Ontology annotation, molecular function: protein binding. The record is from RefSeq and is a predicted model, not a curated record. Gene Ontology annotation, cellular component: cytoplasm; plasma membrane.